Messenger RNA from Clarias gariepinus (North African catfish), 648 nucleotides. It is a transcript of the gene sh2d1ab, whose product is annotated as SH2 domain containing 1A duplicate b. The coding region runs from base 36 to 398 and encodes 120 amino acids. The transcript has 3 exons. The record is from RefSeq and is a predicted model, not a curated record. NCBI's taxonomy places the organism in Eukaryota, Metazoa, Chordata, Actinopteri, Siluriformes, Clariidae.
CUCAGAUAAGGCAGAGAACCACAAGAAGCGGCACAAUGGAAUCGCUGGCUGUUUAUCAUGGGGCCAUCAGCCGAGAGAUGUGUGAAAGACGCCUGGGUGAGGCAGGCAAGGAUGGUAGCUAUCUAAUACGAGACAGUGAAAGCGUCCCUGGUGCUUACUGCCUCUGUGUCCUGUGCAACGGCUAUGUCUACACUUACCGUUUACAGCAAAACAAUGCAGGCUCCUGGGCAGCAGAGACAGCACCUGGUCAACAGAAACGCUUGUUUCGUAAAGUGAAGAAUCUGAUAAGUGCUUUUGAGAAACCAGACCAAGGCAUUGCCAUUCCACUACUCUACCCAGUGACGGUUCAGAAUCAUAAUAACAGCCCAAAUACAUGCCACAUAAACUCUUCUGCAUAAGGAGCAUGGACGAAGAAAUUGUAACAAAGUGACACUUAUUUUUAUUAUUAUUAUAAUUAUUAUGACUAUUAGUAAUAGUAGUAGUAAUACUGAGUAUGGCUUAUUGACUGUUAUAGUCUUGAUUCUACAGGAUUGAAAUUUACACCCAGAUUUGUAUAUAUUAUAUGUUGGCCAUUUGUCUGAAAACAGUUUAGUUUAUUUGCAAUCGGAAAUUGUACAGUAGAUGGUAAUUAUUUAUAUAUAUAUAUAU